GAGCAACGCAAGAUCAGCUGAAGUCUAGCUUUUCUCUACUGCAGUCGGCACUGAAGGAGGAGCAGUUGUUAUGUGCGUCACUGAGACAACAGGCGGACGAGAAGUCAUCUCUAGCAAGGCGUUUAGAGAUGAAUCAAGAGGAGCUACGCGCCUUGAGGCAAAUGUUUGAAAGCGCCGAAGAAUCUCGACAGCAUGCUACGGCAGAAGUUGUUCGCUUGAAGGAAGCCUUGCUGUUGAUUGAAGAUUCUGACUCGGAUCCCAACAAGAUUGCAUCAAGAGCUGCCCAGAUGGCUGUGGAGACAGCCAAUCUUCGCCAGCAAGUUGACUUUGUUCUAGCAAGAAACAAGACACUGCAAGACCAAGUGGAGAAAAUGGAAGCUGAUCGCAAGCAACUCUCUGCUGAGAAGGUUUCUUCAGCUUCGCCAUCACUGGCUGCAAGUACAACAAGUGAAGAGGCACUUCAAACCAACCUAUCUGAUGCGUGGAAGAAAUUAGAAGAUGCAGAGAGCAAGCAUCAGCUUCAGCUCAACUCUCUUCAACGACAACUAACAGCCACACAAGCUGACUUAGAGAGGAGCUGCAGCCAAGUUUCCCAACUGGAGUCUGUUCAAGUGUCAUCAGCAUCGGAUAUUCAAAGGCUUGAACUUCGCUGCCAUGAUUUGCAAGCUGGUUUGGACAAAGCACCUAGCCAGGAGGAAUUCACAAGGAAAACAGAAGAAGUCAAGAAGCUCGAGCUACAGCUUGCUGUUACUCCUGGACGUAGUCAGAUAGAAAAAUAUGAACAACGCUGUGCUCAACUGGAAGCCGAUCUUUCCAAAGCUCCGAGUCAAACAGAGUUUGACAGGCAAGUUGAACGAAUAUCCUCACUCGAGGCACAGCUCGCUGAAGCACCCCGUCAACAUGAGCUUUCAAAAGCACAGCAAGAUCUACAGGAGGUACAGUCAUUGCUUGCUGCAAGACCCACGGAGGAAACACUUGCAAGUCGUGAUUCUCAAAUCCAACAACUUGAGUUCCGCUUGGCAGCUGCUCCGGCUAGUACAGAUGUCAUGAGACUGGAAUCACAAGUGCAUUCACUGAAAGAAGAGCUUGCAGCAGCGCCCAAGCAAGAACAGUUACAGAAUAUGCAAACAUCACUCACCGAGGCAUUGCAGCUUGGUCGCCAGCUGCAGCAGCAGUUACUGGAGAAGGAAAGCAAGAACCUGCAACUUCAACAGUCUCUCCAGCAGAUGACCACCGCCAAUGAUGAACAGAAGCUAACCAUUGGGCAGUUAAAGGAGAGCGUGGAUACAGCCAACACGCAUGUUCGUUCUGAGGCAAGUGCUAAAGGAGCUAGUGAAGAAGAAAGUCGUCGUCUGACCUCACUGCUUGCUGCAGAAUCUGAAAAACUUCAAUCCCGUGACCAGCAACUUCAGGAUGCAAAUACCCAGCUCAAUCAACUCAAAGAGAACUUGGAACAUCUUGAUGAUGAGCGGAAGAAUCUUAUCCAACAGAUUGAGGCUGGUGAAGGAGUGACCACUGCUAUCCAACAGCUUACCCAAGACAAGGAGAGCCUGCAGCAGCUGACUUCAUCUCUUGAAGCGUCCAUACAGACUCGAGCAUCGGAGCACACUACUAAGCUAGAAGAGAUGUCUGAGCAGAAGUCUGCAUUACGAGAUGAAUUGGCAGAGAACAAAGCCAAGCGAUCAGCCGCAGAGCAGCUUGUGACGGAAUUGGAGACAAAACUAUCUCUUCUGCAGACUCAGAUUGCUCAGACAAAGGAACAACUGGAUAGCAAAACUGCUGAGUUGUCAGCUGAGCAGUUGCAAAGAGCCGAAACGCAGGCAACACUACGUGUUCUUCAACAGCAAUCAGAACAACAAGAGAAGAACUAUGAGCGGUCUCAACAGCAAUGGAAUGAUUUACAAGUGUCAUGGAAUGCAGAGAGGAGUGAAAAGAGUGCAAGUUUGGAAGCCUUACAGCAGCAGCUAAAUACGAAGACAUCUGAGUUCCAAAACAAGCUGCAAGCUCUUGAGUCAUCUCUGAGUGAGAACAAAAUCUUGCUCAUGUCCAGCGAGCAGGCUAAAAAGCAAGCCCAGGAGAAGGUUGUGGAGACAACAGCCAUGGUAGCUUCUGUCCAAGAUCAGGCUAAGAAUGAGAAAUGUCUUCUAGAAGAAACUAUAGUGGCUGGUAAAAAACGCAUUGAACAGUUGGAAGCAUCCUCAUCAGAUCUAUCUUCACAGCUCAAGCGUAAACAAGACCAGCAUGACAGUGUUGUUGUGCAACUGAAUGAAGUCAAAACACAGCUUGCUGCUGAAACACAGAAGUGCAUCUCAUUUCAAGCAACCGUGUCUGAAAAGGGCAAAGACAUGGAGAACAUGACGCGUAAUUGGAGCGAGAAGGAACGUGGCUUCAAUGAUCAGCUGAAAAUUUUCCAGGACGAGCUUGUCAACCUGACAGUCAACAUAGAGAAAGCAAAGGUUGAGCUUUCUCAAGCGCUUGAGGAAAGAGAUGCUUUUCGCCAGGAAGCUACCAGUGCCAAUGAAUUACUUCAGGUGGCACAGAGUAAAUCGACUAGUCUCAAUGCAGAGCUCCAAGCACAGCAAUCCUCCUUUGCGGAGGUGAGUCAAAAACACCAGGCCACCGCUAUUGAACUGGAGCAGAUACGCACAUCAGCUAAAGAAAGUGAAGAUAUGCUCAACCAGACAGUCACACAACUCAAUGAGACUAAAGACUCCCUUACCAAAAAGGUACUUCAACUUGAUGAUCAGUUGUCAGAAACCAAGGCAACAUUGGCAUCUACAUCAGCAAAACUGCUGGAUGUAUCAUCUGCAUUGUCCAGUGCAAGUGCUAACCUGACUUCUUCAGAAGAGAAAAGAGAAUCAUUGGAGACUCACUGUGUGCAGCUGCAAGCUAAUCUGAACAGUACAGAAGAAGAGAGGAACAAGCUUUCUACAGAUUUGUCUGAAGCAAGGACAUCGUUUGAGGUAAAGAACUCGAGUAACAAAGCAACAAUUGAACAGCUUGGUUUGGAAGCUGACAAGCUGCAAGCCAUGUGUACUCAACUGGAGCAAGACAGCGAGAAGGAGCAGGCACGGCUCAGGGUGCAGAUCACUAACCUCCAGUCAAACAUUGGCCAGUGUAAGGUAUUGGAAGCACAACUCAAAGACCAGCUGCAUGAGAGUGAGGACAGACGAGAACGCGAUGUUAGUGCUCUUGGCGAGAAUUUAACACGACUACGUAUAGAAGGUGAACAGAAACGUAUGGCACUGGAAUCCUUGGAAGAAGCGAAUAGCAAGCUGAAAACUACCAUGUCUGAGAAUCGCCAACAAGCACAGGAUGAGCAAAGAGUGUUGUUAGAACGGUGUGUAGGGAGUGAAGAGGAGGGUAGCAAGUUACAGCAGAAGCUUCAGUCAGUGGAGAAAACGUUACAAGAAACACAGGCAGCUCUGCGAGAGCUCGGCCAGCAGAAUCAAACAUUGCAGGUGCACAAAACCUUGCAAGGAGAGAGACACUGGGAAUCUGAUGAGAAGGCUACGAAUUGCCGGGAUUGCUCAGUGAAAUUCAGCGUUGCAGUUCGCAAGCACCACUGUCGAAGUUGCGGGUGCAUAUUUUGCGACAAAUGUACAUCAAAGUCAGCUAAACUACCAUCAGGAAAGAAGCCAGUCAGAGUGUGUGGAAGGUGUUAUGGUGAUUUGACAAGCUGAGGCUGGAUCCUCAGAUUUUGUGUUUGCAUCUACCAAUAAUAUUGUGCUGGUGCUGUUAUUUUUAUCGUAUAUUUUUUUAAGCAAAAUUGUUACUUGUGGUGAUAUGAAAGAUCUUUUCGCUAUUUCCUUUUGCAGCAGGCUGUGAUUGUAGCAUGUUUGUACCCCCUCCCUCCCUCCCCUCCCCUCCCUGUCCUCUUUAUGUAGCCACACUGGAUAUUUUUACUCUAGGUUUGUCGCUUUUCUUCAUGCAUCACUUCCAGACAUUAGAAAUGAUUCAUUUUAUGGUGUAGUCUAGUUGUGAUUUUACUUCUCCUUGUUGGACUUGGAGAAUGCUUCUUGCUGUUAUCUCUAUGUAAGAGUGUCCUAAAAUGGCAAUGGUGGUGUUA
Molecule: messenger RNA, 4069 nt
Organism: Sycon ciliatum
Lineage: Eukaryota; Metazoa; Porifera; Calcarea; Leucosolenida; Sycettidae
Product: early endosome antigen 1-like
Exons: 44
Coding region: 129-3683 (1184 amino acids)
Biological process (GO): endocytosis
Cellular component (GO): early endosome
Molecular function (GO): 1-phosphatidylinositol binding; metal ion binding
Source: RefSeq, a predicted model, not a curated record